ACAUGUGACCGAGAUUUUGAAUUGAUUUUGUUUCCUUAAAGGAUCAUUAAUCAGACUCAGUUUACGUUCAGUUCUCUGCAGACAGACAUGUUUAUUAAACUAGCACUAGUUGCUUCUUUUGUUCUGUUAACUGAAGGUUUGCCUAAAAAGCUCCCUGUGAUAAAUAUCCAUCUAUACCUGGGAAAAGAUGGAGAUGUGAAAACUGCCACCUCAACAGACCAAUCAUUGGAUAAAAUACCUUCAGGUGAAAAUAGAGCUUCAUGUCUUGGUAUAGAAUGUAGUUCUUCUCCAAACAGAGCAGCUAGCACCAUGGAAUUAGUCUGCUGCGGAUAUAUUGAUAAUCAAUCAACACCAGAACCGGAACGAGAGUUCGGAGGAGACUAUUCAGAUGAUUCAGGUAGUUCUGAAAACAAUGGUGAUGCUAAGAAGAAUAUGAACAACAGAAGUUCUGCCAAUGAUGAACCAGGUAUGAAUGAAGAAGCAAUGGAUAAAACUUCUGCCAAUGAUUCACCAGCAAUGAAUGAAGAAGCAACGGAUAAAACUUCUGCCAAUGAUGCACCAGCAAUGAAUGAAGAAGAUAUGGAUGCACAAGGAACGCAUGAAGAAGCAAUGGAUAAAACAUCUGCCAAUGAUGCACCAGCAAUGAAUGAAGAAGUAAUGGAUAAAACUUCUGCCAAUGAUGCACCACCAAUGAAUAAAGAAGUAAUGGAUAAAACUUCUGCCAAUGAUGCACCAGCAAUGAAUGAAGAAGAUAUGGAUAAAACGUCUGCCAAUGAUUCAACAGCAAUGAAUGAAGAAAGUAACAACGGAGGAUAUCAUUCAGACAUGAAAGAUGAAAGUGUAAUGGAAAAUGAGAAAGACGAAAACAUCUCGGAAAGGACUGGGUCUGAUGUGAAAGGUGAUGGUAUGACUCAUAUGAGCGAGGAUGCCAGUUCUGCUGAGAAGCCUAGAGGUUCUGUUGAGAAAAAUAGAGGCGUUGAUACAGAGAUGGUUCACGAUGAGAAAGUGGCGGCCCGUCUGGAAAUGUCUAAGGGUGAGAAAGCGGCAUUGUGUGAAGGAAUCGUGUGUACUGGCGAAAACAGACCAAAUAAAUACAUCUCUAGUAUCUGCUGUUUAAAUAAAUAAAUACAUCUAUAGUAUCUGCUGUUUAAAUAAAUAAAUACAUCUCUAGUA
Messenger RNA from Eurytemora carolleeae, 1173 nucleotides. RefSeq lists its product as uncharacterized. The transcript has 8 exons. Bases 88 to 1125 code for a protein of 345 amino acids. The record is from RefSeq and is a predicted model, not a curated record. NCBI's taxonomy places the organism in Eukaryota, Metazoa, Arthropoda, Copepoda, Calanoida, Temoridae.